Messenger RNA from Caenorhabditis angaria, 1003 nucleotides. Lineage: Eukaryota; Metazoa; Nematoda; Chromadorea; Rhabditida; Rhabditidae. The record is from the annotation of a GenBank genome assembly.
AUGAAUUUUUUCUGGAUACUUUUACAAUUAUUGAUAGCUGUAUCCAUAUUAUCAAUUUUAAAUUUAACUGUGAAUGUUCCAGUCACUUUAUUUUCUUUGUUAACAACUGAAUUUGUGAAAUCGGAAGUAUUUGUUAUUAGUUCUUAUGUAAUUGAUUUUUGUAACUAUGCGAUUCUAUUCGCUAAUUUAGUGAUUGCAAUACAACGAGGAACUGUAUUUUUAUUUCCUCAAAGAUAUGAUUUGUUGUUUAAAACGUGAGUGAUAUAACAAAGUGAUAUCAUAAUACAUAAUUUAUAUCUUGAUCUUCUCUCUUUCUCAGAUCAAUUAUGGUUAUUUGGAUAUCUCUGAUUUGGGCAAUCCCUAUGAUUAUAGUUUGCUUCAUGUAUUAUAAUGAAUGCAGCUACGAAUAUAUUACAAAGUUAUCACAUUAUUCAUUACGUUGUGCAAAUUCUACGAGAAAUCCCAAAAUUAUAUCAUUUGUAGGUGCUUCAUUUUACUCAUUUUUAAAAGUUAAAAUAAUGUUUAUAGUUUGAAAUCCUUAUCCAAAUUCUGGUCCCACUUAUCAAUCUAACAAUUUAUGUUUUAAUUAUUAUUAAAAUAUUCGUUGCAAAACAAUCAAAUAUCAACAAGAAAGAAAUGAGUGUUUUAAAACAAGCAAUCACCAUUUUCAUGAUCUUCCAGGUUUUGUUUGUUUAGAAAAAUAAAUCGUAGAUUUUAUCGAAUUGUAAAUUUCCAGAUAUCUUCUACACUUUUUUAUAUGUGUCUAAAUAUAUCUUUCAAUUUAGAGAUGGCAUUUGUCUUCAAAAGACUUCUUAACGCGGUAAUUCAUCUUUUUGUUACACCGCAAAACGUUUUCCAGAUUUUACUGAUUGCUGGAACUGCCACUCCAUGCUAUUUCUUUUUCACAUCUCCUGAUAUCAAAAAAUUAUUCACGAAAAAAGUCUCGGUUCAUAGUUCAAACAUGUUUAAUUCGAGAAGAAUUUCAGUUCGAGCAUCACACUGA